GUUUAUAAUUGGCCAGGCUAGCCGCCAGGAUUUUUAACCAGGCAAGAUGUCGUUCUGCUCGCUCGCCCUAUUCUGCGCAACCGCGUUUGUGCUCGCCGCGGCUCAGGAUUUCGAACUUCCUGUGCAAACCUGCAAACAUGAUGCAGAUGAUUAUUCGUCUUGCUUGAGACUUGCGGUACAAGAAGCAUGGCCAAACUUCAUCCCAGGUAUCCCGAAACUCGAUCUGCCGGUCUUGGAUCCGUACUUUACCGAAGAACAAAGAACCGUGUACGAAGCUAAUGACUUACGUGCAGACAUAACAGUCACAAAUGUCAACACCUAUGGACUUGCGAAGGCUCAAUUCUUGGCUGUGAGACCGCACUAUUCCGACAAUUUCUUCAAAUUGGAGAUUGAUGUCGAUUUGCCGAAGGUGCUUAUGGAGGGUAAUUACAAGGCGGAUGGAUCCAUUGGAACUUUCCAAAUUGGCGGCGAAGGAUUCUUCAAUAUUAGCAUGGAAGACAUUAAAGCCACGUGGACAUUGGAAGGACCUGUAGCUAAUGAUAGAUGGACGCUCGACCAUUUCUAUCUAAACCCGGAAAUCGGAAAGAUGCAGAUCUGGUUCAGUGACAUGUUCAACGGUAACGAGGAACUCAAUAAUGCCGCCAUGAGAUUCGUGAAUGAAUAUUGGCCGACCUUGUAUCGCACGAUGCUGCCGUUCCUCACGAAGACCUGGGACGAACGUCUUACUGAAGCCAGCAACCGUAUAUUCUCCAAGAUAUCCUUCUCGAAGACGUUCCCUUGAAGCCCUUCCUUUCUGCUAGGGCACGUACAUAGCGUAGUAUGAAGAGCGUCGAAUUUGGAAAUCGCAAAUAUUUUAGUCGACUGCUCGAAAUCGGUGCGGAGGAACGUGAAAUUUCUCUUUCAGAAGUCUGCGAACAUCCUGACGUGAGUUCUUUUUUUUUUUCUCAUCAUGCGUACUUUUGAUAGUGUUAUUUACAAUUAGAUUUGCACGACAUCGACAUGCGUGUGAAUAGUGCGACAAUGGCGAGUUUAUUGUAUAAUUAUGUAACGUGUAAACAUAGAUUAUUCUUUGUUACUAUUAUUGUGUUACUGCUAUUUCCACUAGUGAUUGUUUAUGUAAAGCACAGGUGUAAUAUAUAAUAAAUAUCAAAAAUAAUAUAUAAAGAGUG
Messenger RNA from Temnothorax curvispinosus, 1169 nucleotides. RefSeq names its product circadian clock-controlled protein-like. Bases 47 to 781 code for a protein of 244 amino acids. NCBI's taxonomy places the organism in Eukaryota, Metazoa, Arthropoda, Insecta, Hymenoptera, Formicidae. The transcript has 5 exons. The record is from RefSeq and is a predicted model, not a curated record.